AUGUCUCCCGCGGCUUUUGACGAGAAGGAGCUGGCUGAGACUCCUCUCACCCAGACAAAAUCCAACACCAACAAUGCUCAAUCUGACUCCCUUGCUGUUGGAAGCAGCGAGAUUCCCAUCCCUGGCGAUGCUCACGAUGAUGGCACCGCCAAUGCCAUCGAGGUCCCAGCAACCCGCAGCGCCAUUGCUGACACCACCAACUACAUGCACAACCUUUCCCUCUCGCCUUCCAUGAAGGAGAGGAGAGGAUCCCGAAACUCCUUCGGUACCUCGUUGCCCAUCCCCCGCUCAAAGAGGCAGUCACGGUUGUCCUCUGUACACUACCCAGAUGGCCACGGUGCUGCCAAGCGCCCUGGCAUGCCCGCCAUCCAGCCAUCUCGUGAUAUCAUCGCUGCUCAGCUUCAAGACUUGGCUGGCGAGAAGGUCCACGCUGCCAAGGACAUGGCUUUCGUCUUCGACAUUGACGGUGUCCUUGUCCACGGUGACCGUCUCAUCCCCGAGGGCCAGCGCGUCCUUGAGAUCUUGAACGGAGACAACCAGCUCGGCAUCAAGAUCCCACACAUCUUCCUCACCAACGGUUCCGGCAAGCCUGAGCAGGCUCGUGUCGACCAACUCUCAAAGAUCCUCCACAAUCCCAUCUCCACCGAGCAGUUCAUCCAGUCGCACACUCCCAUGCGUGCCUUGGCUGAGUACUACAAGACCGUUCUUGUCGUCGGUGGUGAGGGCUACAAGUGCCGUGAGGUCGCUGAGCAGUACGGCUUCGAGGACAUUGUUGUCCCCAACGACAUCGUUGCCUGGGACCCCACCAUUGCCCCUUACCGUGUCUUCACCGAGGAGGAGCGCAAGACUUCCCGCCCCCGCGACUUCAGCAAGACCAACAUCGAGGCUAUCAUGGUCUUCUCUGACAGCCGUGACUACGCUACCGACAUCCAAAUCAUCAUGGACCUCCUCCAAUCCGAGAACGGUCGUCUCGGCACCAGGGCCAAGGACCCCGUCUCCCAGCGCAUCCCCAUCUACUUCUCCCAGGGUGACAUGCUCUGCCCCACCGAGCACCCCUUCCCCCGCAUGUCCCAGGGUGCCUUCCGCAUUGGUCUCGAGGCCAUGUACAAGUCGCUCACCGGCGUCGAGCUCGAGCGUGUCGUCUACGGUAAGCCCGAGUUGGCUACCUACAAGUACGCCGAUGAGGUCAUUGCCAGCUGGAUGGAAACCAUCCACAACGAGGAGAAGCUGCCUUCUCACAUCUACAUGAUCGGUGACAACCCAGCCUCCGACAUCAUCGGUGGUAACAUGUACGGCUGGAACACUUGCUUGGUCCGUACUGGUGUCUUCCAGGGCGGCGACAACGACGAGAACAACCCUGCUUCCUUCGGUGUCUUUAAGAACGUCCUUGGGGCUGUUCAGACCGCCAUGAAGAAGGAGCUUGGUGAGGACUUUGAGUUCAAGUUUAAUGAGAAGAUCAACCCUGUUAUGCAGGAGGGUGGUGUCUCUGCUAUUGCUUAG
Messenger RNA from Bipolaris oryzae ATCC 44560, 1500 nucleotides. RefSeq lists its product as uncharacterized. Gene Ontology annotation, cellular component: mitochondrion. The record is from RefSeq and is a predicted model, not a curated record. The coding region runs from base 1 to 1500 and encodes 499 amino acids. The transcript has a single exon. Gene Ontology annotation, biological process: glycerophospholipid biosynthetic process. Lineage: Eukaryota; Fungi; Ascomycota; Dothideomycetes; Pleosporales; Pleosporaceae.